AUGCCUCCCUUGUGGGGUGGUGGCUGCCUUCGUACCAUUGGGUUCUUCUGCCUGUUCACGGUGGUGGAAACAAGAAUCAGAACCUAUUACCUCGGGAUUGUGGAAGAGAAUUGGGACUAUGCACCGUCUGGGAAGAAUCUGAUCACGGGACAGAACCUCUUAGAGGACAAGUUUGCAAGUGUGUACGCAACAAGAGGAGCCAACCGGAUAGGGCGUGUGUACAAAAAGGCUAUGUUUAGGCAAUACACAGAUGACACAUACUCCCAGGAAAUCCCCAAGGCGGCCUGGCUGGGGUUCCUUGGGCCAGUCCUGAAGGCAGAAGAAGAGGAUGUCUUUAUCGUCCAUUUAAAAAACUUUGCUUCCCGUCCAUACUCAGUGCAUCCACAUGGGGUCUUCUACGACAAGGACUCUGAAGGAGCACUUUACCCUGAUGGAACUGGUGGUAAAAGCAAAGAGGAUGAUUUUGUUGUUCCUGGUGGAAAUUACACCUACACAUGGCCAGUAAGGAAAAGUUAUUCCCCAGCUUUGGCAGACUCAAACUGCUUGACUUGGAUUUACCAUUCUCACAUUGACACCCCAAGAGAUAUUGCAUCUGGUUUAAUUGGGCCACUGCUGGUUUGUAAAAAAGGAACUGCAGAUGAGACCUCAAUAGAAAGGACUGGUGCUGCUAAUGCUUUUGCCCUGAUGUUUAGCAUUAUAGAUGAAAAUGUCAGCUGGUACCUCGAUGAGAAUAUAAAUACCUUCUGCUUAGAACCAGCCACAGUUAACAAAGAGGAUGAAGGUUUCCAGACCAGCAACCGAAUGCAUGCUAUUAAUGGUUAUAUUUAUGGAAAUCUCCCUGGCUUGGAGAUGUGUGCUGACACUCCCAUGUCCUGGCACUUGUUUGGCAUGGGAAGUGAAAUAGAUAUCCACGCUGCGUAUUUCUAUGGCCACACGUUCACUAACAGAGACCAGAGGGCAGAUGUCGUCGGUCUGUUUGCAGCAACGUUCAUCACAGCAGAGAUGACUCCUGGGAACCCCGGGAGGUGGCUGAUAACGUGCCAAGUUAACGAGCAUUUACGAGGUGGCAUGGAGGCACUGUAUGAUGUACAGGUCUGCCAAAAAAACCUGUCUCGACCUUCACCACUCAGUCACAAAAGAAGAUACUAUAUUGCUGCUGAAGAAGUGCUCUGGAAUUACGGACCUGACGGUUAUGAUAAAUUCACUGGGCAGGGCUUAAAUGCCACUGGCAGUGAAUCUGCAAUAUAUUUUACACAAGGGAUUGACAGAAUAGGAGGGCUGUACUGGAAGGUUCGCUAUGUGGAAUAUACCGACGCAACAUUCAGUAAAAGGAAGACUCAGCCAGAGAACAUGAAACACCUGGGAAUACUUGGCCCCGUUAUAAAAGCUGAAGUGGGAGAUACAGUGCUAGUUACUUUUGCCAACAAAGCCAGAAGGAGCUAUAGCAUCAUGGCCCACGGUGUGAGCUUCAGCAAACUGUCAGAAGGUGCACCCUACUUAGAUGGAUAUAUGAAACCAGGAGCCCACGUUAAGCCAGGUGAAACCUUCACGUACAAGUGGAGAGUGCCUGAAAAUGGAGGUCCGAGUGAGAGUGACCCACCAUGCCUCACCUACCUGUACUACUCAGCCACUGACGCUGUCAAGGACACCAACUCUGGCCUGGUGGGGCCUUUGCUGGUCUGUCGGAAGAACUCACUGAAUGAGGAUGGGAUGCAGAAAGGAAUAGACAGAGAAUUCUACCUCCUCUUUUCAAUCUUUGAUGAAAAUGACAGCUGGUAUCUGAACAAGAAUAUUGAAGCUUUUACAGGAGACCCUUCAAAAGUAGAUGAAAAUGAUGCAGAUUUCAAGGAAUCCAACAAAAUGCAUGCCAUCAAUGGUUACUUGUUUGGUAACCUGCCAGGCUUGGCCAUGUGCAAGGAUGACAAGGUCUCCUGGCACCUCAUCGGACUGGGAAGUCACUAUGACAUGCACGGAGUUCAGUUUCAAGGAAACAAUAUCGACCUAAGAGGGACAACGAGGGAUGGCCUGGCCUUGUUUCCUCAUUUAUCAGGGACAGCACUGAUGCAGCCAGACCGUGUGGGCACAUUCAAAGUGGUUUGCAGGACUUUCGAUCACUUUGUCGGAGGGAUGAAGCACCUCUACGAGGUCAGCAGCUGCCGCAAUGCCAGCCGAGCCCGGCAGCAGCGCAGUGCCGUCAGGCUCUACUACAUCGCUGCGGAGGAGGUGGAGUGGGACUACGCCUCAAAUAAGAGCUCAGCACCAAAGAUUUACAACAUCAGCAGCAACGAGGAAAGCUACGGGCACAUUUUUCUCAGCCAAGGGGAAGAUCUAAUUGGUACAAAAUACAAGAAAGUGGUUUACAGGGAGUACACAAACGGCAACUUUACGCAGCGCAAAGAGAGGACAGAAGAGGAGGAGCACUUGGAAAUCCUGGGGCCAUUGCUUCAUGCCGAGGUGGGUGACUCGGUGCUGAUUGUGUUUAAGAACAAAGCCAGCAGGCCUUAUUCAGUAAGUGCACAUGGAGUAGAAGAAGUGGGUUGUGAGGAACAAACCGAGGCACCAAUCACUCUCCCAGGGGAAAUAAACACCUACAGAUGGAAUGUCCCAGAGCGAUCUGGCCCUGGGAAAACAGAUCCCAACUGUAUCACUUGGGUUUACUAUUCAACAGCAAACUUUGUAAAGGACACAUAUAGUGGUCUGAUUGGCCCUCUUGUAGUUUGCAGAAAAGGAAUUCUAGAUGAAAAUGGCCUGAGAAAAGACAUUGAUCGUGAAUUUACUCUUCUGUUUAUGGUGUUCGAUGAAAACAAAUCGUGGUAUUUGAAAGAGAAUAUUGAAACAUACCUUCACAAGAGUCCUGAUGAUUUUAAUUACACUAAGAACUUUGUGGAAGGCAACAGCAAGCAUGCAAUCAAUGGGAAGAUUUAUAACAGUCUCCUGGGUCUGACCAUGAAUGAAGGUGAUACGACAAACUGGUAUUUGAUAGGAAUGGGUAAUGAAGUAGAUGUACAUACAGUCCAUUUCCAUGCACAGACCUUCAUCUUCAAGACAGAUAAAGACCACAGAGGAGAUGUAUAUGACCUUUUUCCUGGGACUUUCCAAACUGUUGAACUUGUAGCAGAAAACCCUGGAACGUGGCUUCUGCACUGCCAUGUAGCUGACCACAUACACGCUGGCAUGGAAACGACCUACACCAUCAAUAAAUCAGAGCUGGAAGCCCCUUCAGAAGAAGGACUGACGACCGCAGCUUACAGUACAACUACUGCACAAAACAGGACCACUGCAAAGGAUCCUGACAGCCAAGGGGACAACGUCUUUGGCAAAACUCUGAAUCCUGGAGAAGCCAGCCUGAUGCUCGCAGCCUUUGUUUCUGUUGGACUCAUUCUGCUGUUGACAACAUUGGCCUUCCUCUCCCUCAUCACCCGCCAAGGAAGCAGGAUCCAAUAUCAGGCUCUGCAUGACAAAAGUGCACUUCUAGCAGAUUCCCUGUAAAUCCCCACUUUCAGCACCAUCCACAGAGCUGUGCCAGGUUUCACAAAAUGCUGCUGCUACAACUAGAACAAGACACACUCUGGAAGUCCCAUCCCAUUGCCAGCACUCCUGAGAACUGCAGGAAAGGUCCACAUAUCACCCAUUGCCAUCCCCACCCCCACCACCACUCAGCUGUGCCUGAGGCACCACACCUCUUGGCCAACGUUCCCACUGGAGGAUGGAGCAGGCAGGUUUGCACCCAUGUGCUCUGUGCAGAACCACGGGGCACACACUGCUUCAGCAUCCAGCUCCUGAAGGCACAGGUGUAAGUUUGGAAGUUCCCUGAGGUUUCCCAAAGGGAAGCCAGUCUUACACCAGAGUCUGCAUCAAUGAAUUCACUGGCAUUUAACUGAUUUUCCCUUUUUAUUUUUUUUUUGUUCCCUUUGUCCUGUUAAAUGAGGAAGCUGUGCACUGGGGACAGAUUUUUAAAGGCAUUUAAGUACCUACCAAAAUACUUUAGCACCUGAUGAAGCUCAGCAUCUGCGACAGAUUUGUUAAUCCCUUUAAAAAUCUAGCCCUGAGCAGCCCCAAUGAAGUAAUACUUUGUGAUUGCUGCUCGUUGUGGUCCUGAUUCUGUAACUCUUCUCUGCAUCGAGCAGUGCUUCAUUCCCAAACUUUAAUUGGGAUGCUGAUAUCUGUGCUCUGCAGAAAAGACAGACAGAAUCAGGCCGUGUUUAAUACUACUUGAAUGUUUAUAGCUCAUGUCUAAUUACAUAGCACUCACUCUUGCCAGCCAGCUGCUCACGUCAGCUACAGCUCUUGCAGAGGAACUUCAGAACAAACACAUCUGUGAAACUAUUGAUCCAAUGCUGAUUUUGAAUGUAAAUCCACUUUGCUGUUCUUUUCUAUUUUUUUUUCUUUUCAGUUCUGUAUUUUGAAGUUCGUUCAAAUGCAGGGAAUUUUGCUGCCCAUCCCUCCUUCUGCAGCUUAGCGAUGUCCUGGGUCGAUGCCUGGGUAUUUGAGAUGCAGAAGUUUCCUGGGUGCUUAUCAGUUGAUUCUUGAUUCCUUGUUUUCUGCAGUUAUUUAAGAGCAUGCACGUGAGGUAGAACUGCAAGACUGAGCCCACACAGGAGCUAUGCUAUAGCAAUAAACACUUCCACACUCAUUUUCUAAAUCCCUUGAGCUGAUAAAAAUAGAUACCCCCAUACCCUGUUAUCUUUCUACUUUGUAAACAUUAAGAUUGAGAUCUGUUUCUGUCCAAAAGCACUGCACAGAACACUUGCUCUCUGUCUACAUACAAAAACUAAAGCCUUUCACUUAAACAUUCAGUUAAUAAAGGAAAUUAUUUGAUACUUUUCCUUUUAGAGUAGCUAACGGGUCUGACAUUUUAGAAAAAGAAUCAUAAAUAUAUUUUUUUCCAUAGUAGCCAGCCAAAAUGAUGACAAGGCUAAUAAAGAUCUGGUUAUUUGUACAAACCUUCUGGCACAGCUUGUUUCACUUGGCACACUUCUCAGCUGAAUGGUGGCUGAGAAACAAGAACGAAGCCUCCAGAGGCCCUCAAGGCCUUGGGACGUCAUCACAGUUUGCCUGGGUGACAGAGGCUGUCACAGAGACCAGGAGGUGUCACAGAGAGCAUAAAGCACAGCAUUUAGUCUUACCUGCCUGCCUCGUGCAGGCAGAGGCAUGCCCUGUAUUGAGGAGUUGUGGAAAGUAUCUUCAGUGAAGGGCAGCAUCUGUGAUGGGCUUAAGCACCAGCAGGAAUGCAGAGCAAAUCAACCAAAUGUGGUGCAGUCAACGUGCCCAAUGGACAGGAUGCCAUCCAGAGAGGCUCUGUGAGCAGCCCUGAGACCCAAAAGUUGAAACUGGCAGUUACUGUUCUAAAACCACGGAAAAAGUGAUCAAAAGAGCCAAGCAGAUGAUAGCAGAAUAAACCUUUCUUUUUUCUUUUUUUUUCCCUCAAAGGAAAUUGUGCCUUAUUGAUGGUUUUGAACAAUAGCCUGCUUACAUCUCCAUAAAACAUCUGGGAAGUCAAAGUUAGCUAAAGUUUCUCAAAGUCACUGUAGGGUGAGAGGAAAGGCCCUUGCAGGCUAACUAACUGGUUAAGAGACAGGGAUAAGUGGACAGAUAGCAAGAUCACCCAUGGGGUACAGAAAGAUGGGAAAUCACCCAUGGGGUACAAAGACCUCUGUGCUUCACUGCUUUCUGCAAGUGAU
Phasianus colchicus (ring-necked pheasant) is the source of this 5681-nucleotide messenger RNA. Lineage: Eukaryota; Metazoa; Chordata; Aves; Galliformes; Phasianidae. The record is from RefSeq and is a predicted model, not a curated record.